ACAGGAAUAUCGCUCUUCUCACUUAUCACACAGUCUGGUGAAAAUGGCGAUGCCGAGGGUGUUGUGUCGCGCUCGAUUUUGGUUAAACAACGAUCUUUCGGCAAUUUCCAAAUAUUCUUUUUUAUUAAACAGUGUUUCAAUAAACAAAUGUGCGCGUGUUAAAGUGGUUAGGCCGUUUAGGACUAACUUUUCAGUAAAUUUAGUAACAAAGCAGAAGAAUGAAAAAGACAAAACCUCAAGUUCCUCCUCAGACACUGAAACUGACUCUGAUUCGGAAGAAGAGGAAGUCACCGUAGAAUAUCAUCGAGGUCUGCCAAAAGUAACGAUUCCUCUUCCGAGUCGAAAGGAAAGAUGCAGUUUUAUCCUGAAACCGAUCUCAAAUACCGUUGGAGACUUUGUAGAAAUGGUAAAAAAUGAAGAUAAGGGCAUCGACAGGGUAGUUUGCACUGGAAAAGAUGGCACUCGAAUAGCGUCUUCCAAUUCAAUACAAGCACUAUUAGAUGAUGAUUUUAAGUUAGUAAUCAACGACUGUACGUAUAAUGUAAUAACUCCUAAAGAUGAAAGACUGACAGGCGACGAAAUGCAAGGCCUAAACGAUGUUAGAACUGUAGUAAAUAAAUUAUACGAAGUGCUACAUGUCCGAGAACAUCAAGUCACCAAAGAAAAAGAGCUUCUGAUGGAACUAGAAAAUCUGAAACAAGAAAUCACACCUUUAGAAAACGUAAAAAACGAAUUGGAAAUGGUGGCUGACAAAAGAAGCAACUGGUUAGCAUGGGCAGGGCUAGGAUUAAUGUCCGUCCAGUUUGGAAUCCUCGCACGACUCACUUGGUGGGAAUAUUCCUGGGAUAUCAUGGAACCCGUUACUUACUUUGUCACCUAUGGGACCGUUAUCGCCACCUACGCUUACUUCGUACUUACUAAAGAGGAAUAUAUUUUAAACGAUGUAAAAAAUAGGCAACAACUUUUAAUUAUGCACAAAAAAGCUAAAAAGCUGGGAGCAGACCUUGCUAAGUAUAACCAAUGGCAAUCCGAAAUUCACAAAAUCGAAUACAAAUUAAAUAAGCUUAGAAAUCCUCUUAAACUUCACUUACCCAAGAAAUCACCAAGUGUUGUUGAGGAUAAACCGAUAACACAACCGGAUAUUCAAAAACCUGCAACUAAUGUGGAACAACCGACAAAGAAAACUGAUGUUGAGCAAUGAUUACUGUUGGUUGAAGGAAGUUGUUGAACGACUUUUUUCUAAUAUUUAUUUUUAAUUUUUAGGCAACCCAUUAUUUCAAUACCUACUUUCCUUCAUUUCAUCGCUUUAGUAGGCAACUUAAUUUGUUCCCAUAAUAGAACAUUUUAAAGUGGUAAAUUUCCUCAAGACUUGAAUACUUAUUUAAGGAAAUACGCCGAAUUCACAAUUUAUACUGCCUUUAGAUUAAUUUACUCAAGAAAAGCUGAUAUUAAAGUAGUACACCGAUGUUGAGCAUAGUUGGCUAAGUACAUACUUGCAUACUUCACCAAUUAAAAGCUGAAUCUCCUCAAGGAAAAAUAAUGGCAUGAAUACAUAUUCGUUAACUACACCUCGCCCAAAGUAAUUGUUUGUAAAUACCUUAAAUAUUAUAAAAUGUGUUUA
Dendroctonus ponderosae (mountain pine beetle) is the source of this 1621-nucleotide messenger RNA. RefSeq names its product calcium uniporter protein, mitochondrial (gene MCU). Gene Ontology annotation, molecular function: calcium channel activity; uniporter activity. Lineage: Eukaryota; Metazoa; Arthropoda; Insecta; Coleoptera; Curculionidae. Gene Ontology annotation, cellular component: mitochondrial inner membrane; uniplex complex. Gene Ontology annotation, biological process: mitochondrial calcium ion homeostasis; calcium import into the mitochondrion. The transcript is spliced from 6 exons. The coding region runs from base 44 to 1201 and encodes 385 amino acids. The record is from RefSeq and is a predicted model, not a curated record.